Messenger RNA from Staurois parvus, 742 nucleotides. The record is from the annotation of a GenBank genome assembly. Lineage: Eukaryota; Metazoa; Chordata; Amphibia; Anura; Ranidae.
AUGCAGCAGCCGGGCCCCGGUGUACGCCUGCACAGCAACAACCCUCCCGGGGACUUCACCUUCGUCUCCUCCAAUGAGGCAGAUGAUCUAACUGGGUCAAUAGCAGCACCUGAUGUUAAGUUAAACCUUGAUGGAGACUUCACCAAAGAGUCGAAAGCCACCACAUUUCUUCGCCAGAGAGGUUAUGGAUGGUUACUGGAAGUAGAAGAAAAUGAUCCUGAAGAUAAUAAACCUUUACUGGAGGAGUUGGACAUAGAUCUUAAAGACAUUUACUACAAAAUCCGAUGUGUUCUGAUGCCGAUGCCAUCCCUUGGGUUCAACAGACAAGUAGUUCGAGACAAUCCUGACUUUUGGGGACCACUUGCAGUUGUUUUAUUCUUUUCAAUGAUCUCCCUGUAUGGCCAGUUUAGAGUAGUGUCCUGGAUUAUAACAAUUUGGAUAUUUGGAUCACUGACCAUCUUCCUGCUUGCUAGGGUACUUGGUGGAGAUGUGGCUUAUGGACAGGUCCUUGGUGUCAUAGGAUAUUCCCUACUUCCAUUAAUAGUAAUUGCCCCUGCACUUCUAGUGGUUGGAUCAUUUGACAUUGUUUCCACAGUAAUAAAAACUCUUUGGUGUGUUUUGGGCUGCCUACAGUGCUGCAUCCUUAUUAGUCGGAGAAGAAUUUAAGACGAAGAAGCCUCUUUUAAUUUAUCCCAUCUUUUUAUUGUACAUUUAUUUUCUAUCUUUGUACACUGAGGUGUGA